Molecule: messenger RNA, 3695 nt
Organism: Wasmannia auropunctata (little fire ant)
Lineage: Eukaryota; Metazoa; Arthropoda; Insecta; Hymenoptera; Formicidae
Exons: 2
Coding region: 351-3695 (1114 amino acids)
Molecular function (GO): nucleic acid binding
Source: RefSeq, a predicted model, not a curated record
UACCGUGCACAAGCUUGUGUAUUUGUACAGUGUGUGCGUAUAUUUGCAAUUUUGUUUGGUGAGAUACGCCUCAUAUAUAAAUUUUGUAAUAUUUUAAAUUUAAAAAUAUUGUAAAUUUGUAUAAAUACACUGUCCGUUCUCUUGUCUCUCUCGUCUCUGUCGAUCCGUGCAUUCGUUCACGUUUCUCGCUACUAUUUGCACACACAAGGAUUAACAAAAGUUGUACUAUACAUAUAUUAAAUAAGAGCAGUGGCGACUUAAAUAAGGUUAAAUUUGACACUAUAGAUUUAACAGGGUAACGAGAGUUUAAAAAAAAAAACUAUACUUCUCAGUGCGUGUGUGAAAAGAAUAUGGAACAAUCGGAGAAAAUGAUACGUGACCUUGAGGGGCAAGCUGCUCGGCUGACUAACACGCGAGAUUUUAUCGCAUGGGAGCAGCGUUGCGAUGAGUUUAUCGAGUCGGUGAAUGAACGAAGUCGAAGUAAACGUCCGCGAUUAACGACCGGUGCGAAACAAUCAUUGAUCGCAUAUAUCACGCGAGCCGAAAAUUUGAAAGAAAGUUUGCGCGAACGAUUCGUGCAUGUAAACCGCGCCGAAUACAGUGCGGGACUCAGGUGGCUGGAAAUAGAUACUGCAUUCAAAAGUCGUAUACUAACCGGCGCCGUUAUAAAUUCAAAAUAUAUCGAACCUCUUUGGUUUCUCGAGGAUGCGCAAGAAAUUGUUCUCAAGCAUGUGCGACAGAUUAUGGAGAUGCAUAAUAGCAUCAAGAUAAACACCGCGUUUAACGGUGAAUUUGUAGCAGGUGACAAACGUGCUAAUAAAAGUAUUACCACGAGUAACAAGGAACUUUAUCAAUGCACUAAUUUACAAGAGUGGUACAAAUUGCACAUUAUCGAGCUUAUCUUAGCGUCGCUGGAUGAAUUCGAGGAACGCGAUAGCGGAUGGACCUUGUCACGUAUACUGAAUUUAACAGUUAACGUGAACAAGCACAAUCCUUUGCACGCGGGAUGCAACAUCGAGUUGCCGCGAGAAAUUAUGUUGAAAAAAGCAGUGGUCAAUGUGAAAUCCGAGGACAAUGCAUGUUUCGCGAGGUCCGUAGUAGCCGCUCUGCACCCGGCUAAAAGUCACACGGAACGGGAAUCAUCGUAUCCUCUUUAUUCAACAGUAUUGAACUUGAAUGGCAUCGAGUUCCCAAUGACGUUGAAUCAAAUAGAGAAAUUCGAAGAGCUCAACACAAUCUCAAUCAACGUGUUUAGCGUGAUCGACAAUAACGAGAACGAGAAGAAAGGACUCUCGAUCCGACACACUCGACUCACGGAAAAAAAGAAGGAGAAGCAUGUAAAUCUGCUAUAUCUACAGGACAAUAAUAAUGAGGGUCAUUUCGUGUGGAUAAAAAAUCUGUCCCGCCUCUUGAGUCAACAAGUGAACAAGACAAAGAAUAAGAAAUUCUUUUGCGAUAGAUGUUUGCACUACUUUAAUAGGAGCGAAAAGUUGGAGGCUCACGUUAUAGACUGCCAAGAAAGAAACGACUGUGCCAUCAAAUUACCUAGCGAGAACGACAAGUGGCUGAGUUUCAAAAAUUACAAUCGAAAAGAACGAAUGCCCUAUGUCGUGUACGCCGACCUUGAGUGUACCCUGAAGAAGAUGGAGAAGGAGGAGGAGGAGGAUUUGAAAAAGCUUAGCUUUCAGCAUCAUCAUAAGGUGUUCAGCAUUGGAUACUAUGUACACUGCGCGUACAAUGAAUCGUUAUCCAUUUCGUAUCAAUUUCGUCGCGGUGAGAACUGCGUCACGUGGUUCGUCGAGCAACUUGAAAAUUUAGCGCAUAAAGUAAAGUCUGCUCUGUCCGCUAAUGUUCCCAUGGCAAAUUUGACGCGAGACGAUUGGGUAAAAUUUAACAGCGCUACAGACUGCCACGUGUGCGAAAAACCGUUCGCGCCUGACGAUUCGCGAGUACGCGAUCAUUGCCAUUUGACCGGGCGUUUCAGAGGUCCCGCACAUUCAAACUGCAAUCUAAAUUACAAAGAUUCGCAUUGCAUUCCCGUAGUUUUCCACAAUUUAUCCGGUUACGACUCGCAUUUUAUUAUCAAAGAAAUAGCUACAAUGUUCGCUGGAGACGUAUAUUUACUUCCGAUUACAAAAGAAAAGUAUAUUUCGUUUACUAAAUAUGUUAAUAGCACCGAAGAGACGGAAAAUAAUCGAAAAAUUUGCAUACAAUUGCGAUUCAUCGAUUCUUAUAAAUUUCUCAGUGGCAGUCUCGAAGAAUUGGCGUCUUAUCUCGACAAAGAAAAACUACGAAUAAUGCAGCGCGAAUAUCCCAAUUUAGCCACAGAAGAUUUUGAUUUACUAAAGCGAAAAGGAGUCUUUCCGUACGAAUACAUUGACUGCGUUGAAAAGUUGAAGGAGACACGUUUACCGCCGCGGGAAUCGUUUUACAGUUCGCUGACAGACGACACUGUAUCCGAGAGCGAUUACGCGCACGCUGUCAACGUAUGGCAGCGGUUCUCCAUCCAAACACUCGGCGAGUACAGUGAUCUGUACUUGAAAACUGACGUCUUGUUGCUGGCCGAUAUAUUUGAAAACUUUCGUGACAGCUGCAUCGCGAGUUACGGACUCGAUCCCGCGUACUAUUACACUUUACCCGGUUUUACGUGGGACGCGAUGCUGAAACACACUCGCAUCAAUUUCGAACUGCUCACGGACAUUGACAUGGUCAUGUUCGUCGAACGCGGUACACGCGGUGGUCUCAGUCAGUGUUCCAACAGACACGCGCGGGCCAACAACAAGUACAUGCGGUCAUACGAUUCAUCGAAACCGUCGUCGUACUUGAUGUAUUUCGAUGUAAACAAUUUGUAUGGUUGGGCAAUGUGUCAACCAUUGCCGUACAGAGAUUUCGAAUGGGUCAUCGACAUAACCAAUUUUAAUGUUAUGGAUGUUGCGUUAGAUUCUUCGAAUGGUUACAUUCUCGAGGUGGAGCUGGAGUAUCCUCAAUCUCUUCACGACGCGCACACGGACCUACCGUUCUGCCCGACGCGCGAUAAACCGCCCGGCAAGCGGCAAGAGAAGCUCCUCGCGACUCUGUACGAUAAGAAACGUUACGUCAUUCAUUAUCGCAAUUUGCAGCAAUGUAUUCGCCAUGGUCUCCGUAUUACAAAAAUUCAUCGCGUAUUGCAAUUUGCGCAAUCUCCCUGGCUUCGUGAUUAUAUUGAACAAAAUACGAAAUUUAGAGUAUCGGCGAAUAACGAAUUCGAGAAGAAUUUGUACAAAUUAAUGAAUAACGCGGUAUUUGGCAAAACCAUAGAGAAUGUGCGCAAUCGCGUCGAUGUGCGGCUCAAAACGGAAUGGGAGGGCAGAUAUGGCGUGGAGGCGUUGAUCGCGAAACCGAAUUUCCACAGCCGAAGCGUCUUCUCGGAGAAUCUGGUUGCGAUUGAAAUGCGCAAGCUCGAGGUGAAGUUCGACAAGCCAAUUUACGUGGGUAUGUGUAUCCUUGAUAUAUCUAAAACACGUUUGUACGAAUUUCAUCACGAGUACAUGACACCGCUGUUGAAAACUGACUUUGAAAAAUGUAAAGUCAUGUAUACCGAUACGGAUAGUCUUAUAUAUCACAUCGAGUGCGACGAUAUGUACGACAUCAUAAAGCGCGACAUUCGUUUACAGCGCUACAGACUGCCACGUGUGCGAAAAACCGUUCGCGCCUGA